AUGGUAAUCGGUGAGAGUCGACUGGAAUUACUACUGUGGCUAAACCAAACCCUUCAAUUGGACUAUGUAAAAGUAGAACAAUGCGGAACAGGUGCCGCGUAUUGUCAGCUAAUGGACGCUAUUUAUGGUGGUGUGCCGCUAGCGAAAGUCAAUUUCAACGGGAGUAUUUCCGAAUACGACUCGUUAAGUAAUAUGAAGGUUCUUCAAGCGUCCUUCAACAAGAAUGGAAUAAACAAGAACAUACAGGUCGAAAGACUCGUCAAAUGUCGACUUCAAGACAACCUCGAGCUACUCCAAUGGUUUCGUCGUCAUUGGGUUGACCAUCUGAACAUUAAUGUGGAUUAUGAUGCUGUGGGUCGAAGAAAGGGGGCAGGAAACACUUCUUCACGACGCACGACAUUCGGCAGCACUCCCAUUGCUUCCGGUUCCAAUCCCAUAACCCUGAGUAAGUAUUCUCAGAUUGGUACCCGAGGUGCUUCUACAGGUACUAGUGUUCUCCCCAAACGGAGAGUUGCCUCGUCGCUGCUCCCGUCUGGAUCACACCUUUCAUCGCGCACUGAUAGUAGUCGUGUUGGAAAUUUGGAGCAGCAGCUAAUGGAGAAGUCGGAGGAGAUCUCCCGUCUUACAGAAAACGUGGAAACAUGUCAAGUCUUGGCCGAAAGUCUCCGCACAGAGCGUAACUUCUACUUCAACAAAUUGCGUGAACUUGAGAUUCUCACCAAAAAUAUCCAGUUACAGUAUAGCCGAGAUGACGCUAUAGCCCAGCAAGUCAAGGACAUGUCUGUGGUGGAUGUAGUUGAACAGGUGCAAGAAAUCUUGUAUAUGACCGAGGCUGGGUUUGAGGUUCAAGAUGAUGCUGCAUCAUUUUAG
Messenger RNA from Australozyma saopauloensis, 870 nucleotides. RefSeq names its product microtubule-binding protein. Gene Ontology annotation, biological process: regulation of microtubule polymerization or depolymerization; protein localization to microtubule; spindle assembly. Gene Ontology annotation, cellular component: spindle midzone; microtubule organizing center; cytoplasmic microtubule. NCBI's taxonomy places the organism in Eukaryota, Fungi, Ascomycota, Pichiomycetes, Serinales, Metschnikowiaceae. The transcript has a single exon. Gene Ontology annotation, molecular function: microtubule plus-end binding. The coding region runs from base 1 to 870 and encodes 289 amino acids. The record is from RefSeq and is a predicted model, not a curated record.